ACCGCCAGUGCCACUGAUGCUGAAGGGACCGCCCCGCGGCCGCCGCCUCUGGCGGCCGCCAUCGCCGCCUCAGACUUCAGAACCAGCGUCGUCCUCAACCACCUGGCGGAGAAGUGGUUCCCGGGCCAGCGCGAGCGGGCCCGGGCGGCUGGCAGACUCGGGGAGCUGCUGCACCAGGAGCGCUACCGGGAGGCCUUGGCCGCCGCCUGCGAGGCGCUGCGAGCAGAGCCCAGUGACUUGAUUGUAAAAAUGUACAGAGCGGAAUCAUAUGCUGGUCUCCAAGAGUUUAAAGCAGCCAUAGAAGAUUUAAAUGCAGUUCUUUUUCAACUUCCAGAUUGGUCUGAGGUCUACUUCAGGAAAGGAAAAGUACUCUAUGAUGCUGGUUUUUUAGGUGAUGCCUUACAACUCUGUCUUCAGUGCUUAGCCCUUGAUGAAGAUGUUGCACCUGCAAAGCUGCAAGUGCAAAAGAUUUUAUGUGAUUUAUUAUUACCUGAAACCUUAAAAGAAGGCCUGAAGGAAUCUUCCUGGAGUUCAUUACCAUGUACUAAAAACAGACCUUUUGAUUUUCCUUCAGUGAUGGAAGAGUCUCAGUCUCCCAGUGAGCCUAGCCCAAAGCAGAGUGACGAAAUACCAGAGGUCACUUCAGAGCCCGUCAAAGGAAGCUUAAACCGUGCUCGGUCAGCACAGUCUAUACAUUCAACAGAAACGCCUGCCAGAGAGGACCGUUUAAAAAGAGUGUCCUCAGAACCUGUUCUGUCUGUUCAAGAAAAAGGUGUUCUGCUGAAAAGAAAGUGGUCUCUUUUAGAACAGGAUGUGAUUGUAAAUGAAGAUGGAAGAAAUAAGCUUAAAAAACAAGGAGAAACUCCCAAUGAAGUCUGUAUGUUUUCCUUAGCUUAUGGUGAUAUUCCAGAAGAAUUAAUCGAUGUCUCGGAUUUCGAAUGUUCUGUCUGCGUGAGGUGGUUUUUUGAGCCAGUAACAACCCCUUACGGACAUUCAUUCUGUAAGAAUUGUCUUGAACGUUGUUUAGAACAUGCACCAUAUUGUCCUCUUUGCAAAGAAAGCUUAAAAGAGUAUGUAGCAGAUAGGAGGUACUGUGUCACACAGCUGUUGGAAGAAUUAAUAGUGAAUUAUCUGCCUGAUGAACUGUCUGAGAGAAAAAAAAUAUAUGAUGAAGAAACUGCUGAACUCUCACACUUGACCAAGAAUGUUCCAAUAUUUCUUUGUACUAUGGCCUACCCCACUGUGCCUUGCCCUCUCCGUGUAUUUGAGCCAAGAUAUAGAUUGAUGAUUCAAAGAAGUAUGCAGACUGGAACCAAACAGUUUGGCUUGUGUGUCAGUGAUACACAAAAUAGUUUUGCAGAUUAUGGUUGUAUGUUGCAAAUGAGAAACGUGCAUUUCUUACCUGAUGGAAGGUCUGUGGUUGAUAGAGUUGGAGGAAAGCGGUUUAGGGUUUUAAAAAGAGGAAUGAAAGAUGGAUAUUGCACUGCUGACAUUGAAUAUCUGGAAGAUGUUAAGGUUGAGAAUGAAGAUGAGAGUAAGAAUCUCAGAGAGCUUCAUGAUUUGGUUUACUCUCAAGCCUGCAGCUGGUUUCAGAAUUUAAGAGACAGAUUUCGAAGCCAAAUUCUUCAGCACUUUGGAUCAAUGCCGGAGAGAGAAGAAAACCUUCAGGCAAUCCCUAAUGGACCCGCAUGGUGUUGGUGGCUUCUUGCAGUUCUCCCUGUAGAUCCACGAUACCAGCUGUCAGUUUUGUCAAUGAAGUCUUUGAAAGAACGGUUGACAAAGAUACAGCAUAUACUGACCUUUUUUUCUAGAGACCAAUCUAAGUAACUGCUUGGAUCUCCCUUUAAAAUUACCCUAAUCUGGCUGCAUCGAUGGCCAAAGGUAGAUGGCUGCCUUUGCACAUCUAGUGCUGGUUUCAGAAAUGUAAUGAAACUUUUCUUUUUCCUUCAACUUCCUGAAUCAUGUGGUUUUGCAAAUAAAUACCUUCAA
Mandrillus leucophaeus (drill) is the source of this 1989-nucleotide messenger RNA. RefSeq names its product LON peptidase N-terminal domain and RING finger protein 1-like. The record is from RefSeq and is a predicted model, not a curated record. Gene Ontology annotation, molecular function: protein binding. NCBI's taxonomy places the organism in Eukaryota, Metazoa, Chordata, Mammalia, Primates, Cercopithecidae.